GUAUAACCAAAGCGUAAUUCAUUUUCAAAGCUAUCUGCAAUCGGAAAGGCCGGCUCCUAAUAAUUAGUGUACAUCGGGAAUAGAAACUGAGAUAAGAAAGACACCAGCCAUUAAGGAAUUUAUGGAACAGAAGGAAGCACACAAAUAUAUCUGCACUCACUGGUUCAACUAUGAUUCACUGGUUCAACUAUGAACACGUAAUUGUGUUCCUCCUGGCUCUCUUCUCACCGUUAGUUUACUCUCGUACAUGUCGUAUGGAAGACGACGAGUGUGAAUUUAAGCUGGUAAUUUCCUAUAAAUUAACUAUGUUAGUUAAUCGUACCUUGGUACAACCCUGUAAUGGAAAACUCUACAGAUAUGACGUCAAUUGUACGGAUGCUCAACCGAUACCAACUGAUGAAGUUAUUACAAUGGAUGGUUUCUUUGAACCAGUGAAGGUGAUUGCAGUUAAUGGCACAGUUCCAGGACCAACAAUAGAAGUUUAUAAAGGACAAAGAAUCAUCGUUGAAGUAGAAAACCAAUUAUUUUCAGAAGGAACGACAAUGCAUUGGCAUGGUUUGCGUCAAGAAGGAACACCUCAUAUGGAUGGCGUACCUUGGGUUACACAAUGCCCUAUUCUACCAGGUCAAUCGUUCAGAUAUGAAUUUAAUACUGCACAAACUGGAACUUAUUGGUACCAUUCUCAUCUUGGGACACAACGUACCACGGGAAUAUUUGGUGCUUUUAUAAUACAUGAGAAGACAAAACCUAAAAUGGAAGAGCAUGUAAUGUUAAUAACAGACUACAACCAUAACUGGGACUCCCUUGUGAGUUAUUUAAGUACAGAAUUCGGAGCUUAUUGGAAUCAUAAAAAGAUUGGAAAUUCCAAAUCUCUUGAUGGAGCACAUUAUAGUCUUUUUGACUUUCAGUCUGGUCUUGUAAAUGGUCGGGGCCGCUAUUAUAAUGAAUCAGGGAAGCAUAAUGGGGCCCCGUUGACUGUCUUUGAAGUAGAAUCGGGUAAAAAAUAUCGUUUUAGAGUGAUUGCUGCGGGGAUCCUGUACCCGUUUGAAGUGUCUGUUGAUGGUCACCAGAUGGUAGUCGUUGCUGCCGAUGGUCACGAACUGAAACCAUCACCUGUUGAUUAUUUCAUCCUCAGUCCAGGUGAGAGAUUUGAUUUUAUAUUGAAGGCAAAUAACGAUGUCGGAAAUUACUGGAUCCGUGGAAAGACGCUACAAAUACACAAAAACAAUACAUUUGAAGCAAUUCUUCGAUAUAAAGGUGCACCGGACGAAGAUUCUAACUCCACAGUUUCUGAUUGCAUUCAACAGAAGAAUUGCGUCUUACUUAACUGUCCCUUUCUUUAUUAUCCCGAGAAAACUAAUAAACGAUGUUUACAAUUUGAUGACCUGGAGCCUUAUAACCCUACUCAUGCACCUUCUUUUCGACAAGGAAAGUUUCAGGAAUACUUUUUAAAUUUUGGCUUCCCUGGUGAACCUGGGAACUCACCGGCAUCAAUAAAUGGUCGAGCAUUCCUGGAUCCCACGGUAAAUCCUUUAACACAACCGAACGAAAUAGACACUUUGUGCGAUAGUGCCAAAUGUGGCGUUGAUAGAGUGUGCCAUUGUACUCAUUCUUUAAAUUUGGAAACCAAUGAUACUGUCCAGAUUGUAAUGACAAACUUGGGAAAAGGUAAAGGAUUCUCCCACCCCAUACACAUGCAUGGACAUUCAUUUUAUGUAGUUAAAAUGGGGUUUCCAAAAUACAACCGAACAUCUGGAGAAAUAUUAUCUGAUACUAAAGAUAUUGAUUGCAGAGGUGAUCCGAAAAAGAAUUAUUGUAACAAUGCAACGUGGUCAAACAGCAGCUGGGAGGGAGACAACAUCCCCGGAUUGAAGUUGGAAAAUGCUACUCAAAAGGAUACAAUUAUGGUCCCCACGGGUGCUUACGUUGUAGUGAGAAUACGGGCCGAUAAUCCUGGUUUAUGGUUCAUGCACUGCCAUAUUGAAUUACACAACAUCAAUGGAAUGGCCCUUUUUCUUAACGAAUCCUUUGCUCACUUGCCAGAAAUGCCGGAUAACUUGCCUGUGUGUCACAGCUUCAGAAAACCAGUUUAUGACCACAGACAGAAACAGAAAGAGCAAGUUAACUGCAACUCCGAUGUGAGUCAUUUAAAUUCAGAAUUUGGAGUUUCUUGGAAUCGUAAAAAAAUAGAAAAUUCUAAAUCUCUUGAUGGAGCACCAUAUAGUCCUUUAAACUUCCAAUCUGGUCUUGUGAAUGGUCGAGGUCGCUAUUAUGAUGAAUCAGGGAAACACAAUAGGGCCCCGCUGACUGUCUUUGAAGUAGAAUCGGGUAAAGAAUAUCGUUUUAGAGUGAUCGCUGCAGGGCUCCUGUACCCGUGUGAAGUGUCUAUUGAUGGUCACCAGAUGGUAGUCAUUGCCUCUGAUGGUUAUGAACUAAAACUAAUGGCUGUUGAUUAUGUCAUCCUCAGUCCGGGUGAGAGAUUUGACUUUAUACUAAAUGCAAAUAACGGUAACGGAAAUUACUGGAUCCGUGGAAGGACACUAGAAUUGAACAAAAGUGAUACAUUUGAAGCAAUUCUUCGAUAUAAUGGCGCAUCGCAAGAAGAAACCAAACCUACAGCUUCUCAUUGCAUUCAACAAAAGAACUGCGUCUUACUUCAAUGUCCCUUUCUUCAUUAUCCCGAGAAAAGUAAUGAACGGUGUUUGCCAUUUGAUUACUUCGAAUAUAAUCAUCCUACUCACAAUUUGGAGUGGGAGAUUUUGAAGUCCGCGAUGCAAAGGAACAACCCGUGAAAAUGGCAGUUGGAGCUGUAAUCGCAGAUGUUGGUGUCUUGUCUCUUCUUGUUGUCGUUCUUAAUUUAAUACUUCUAACGAGGCAAAAAACAUAAUAUUCAAAACCCAUUAAUAUCACAGCGGCCAUAGAUAGUAGAG
Messenger RNA from Octopus bimaculoides (California two-spot octopus), 2930 nucleotides. RefSeq lists its product as uncharacterized. Gene Ontology annotation, molecular function: copper ion binding; oxidoreductase activity. Lineage: Eukaryota; Metazoa; Mollusca; Cephalopoda; Octopoda; Octopodidae. Gene Ontology annotation, biological process: iron ion transport. Gene Ontology annotation, cellular component: plasma membrane. The record is from RefSeq and is a predicted model, not a curated record.